Messenger RNA from Marmota monax (woodchuck), 3194 nucleotides. RefSeq names its product zinc finger protein 566 (gene Znf566). Gene Ontology annotation, biological process: regulation of transcription by RNA polymerase II. Gene Ontology annotation, molecular function: DNA-binding transcription factor activity, RNA polymerase II-specific; RNA polymerase II cis-regulatory region sequence-specific DNA binding. Bases 412 to 1671 code for a protein of 419 amino acids. The transcript is spliced from 5 exons. Lineage: Eukaryota; Metazoa; Chordata; Mammalia; Rodentia; Sciuridae. The record is from RefSeq and is a predicted model, not a curated record.
AAUAGUAAGGAAGGGGCGGAAAGUAAAACCAUGUCAAACGCACUGGAGCGGCCUUCUUUGGGAGCCGGGGUUGGAGGCUGAUCCAGGACUCAGGCCUUUGCAGUGUGUUUCAAUAAAGUGUGCAAUCCUUUCUGGUGGCCGCAGCUAAUCGCUGAUAGGAAUCCUGAAACACGGAACCACCUUGUCCACCUCUGUUUACCUUUCUAACUACGUUUCCCAGAGCACUACUCGGCAUGACCUCCUUCUCGCGGGAAUUCAGCCUUAAAGUCACGCGCUGGCGGGAUCCUGGGGGCUUCACCAGCAGUUAAUCCAGUGCUGUGGAGUGUUUUACUGCCUCGAAAGCUUGGGAGGCCUGAGCUCUACCGCUUUCCAAAAGAGGAACCCAGAGGUCUUUCAACAAAUAUCAAAGCCAUGGCUCAGGAGUCAGUGAUGUUCAGUGAUGUAUCCAUAGACUUCUCUCAGGAGGAGUGGGAAUGCCUGACUGAUGAUCAGAGACAUUUAUACAGAGAUGUGAUGUUGGAGAAUUACAGCAACCUGGUUUCAAUGGCAGGACAUUCCAUUUCUAAACCAAAUGUGAUCUCCUACUUGGAGCAAGGAAAGGAGCCCUGGUUGGUUGACAGAGGGCGGACAAGAGGCCAAUGGCCAGUCCUGGAAUCAACAUGUGAGACCAAGAAGUUAUUUCUGAAGAAAGAAAUUUAUGAAAUAGAAUCAGCCCAGUGGGAGAUAAUGGGAAGAUUGACAAGACAUGACCUUCAGUGCUCUAGUCUCACAGAUGAUUGGGAUUGUAAUGGCCAGUUUGAGAAACAACAUGGCUCUCAGGACAGGCACUUCAGUGAACUGAUAAUCACCCAUGAAGAUGUGCCCACUUUUAGUCAACACCCAUCCUUUACAUUACAGCAACUUAUUAAUAAUAAAGAAAAAUACUGUGCAACAAAAGAAUAUAGAAAAAAUGUUAGACAUGACUCUGAAUUUACUACACAUCAAAUAAUUCAUACCAUUGAGAAACCCCAUGAGUGUAAGGAGUGUGGCAAGGCCUUUAGACAUCCCUCAAGACUUGCUCAUCAUCAGAAAAUUCACACUGGCAAGAAGCCCUUUGAAUGUAAAGAAUGUGGGAAAACAUUUAUUUGUGGCUCAGACCUUACUCGACAUGACAGGAUUCAUACUGGUGAGAAACCCUAUGAAUGUAAGGAAUGUGGAAAGGCUUUUAGUAGUGGUUCCAACUUUACUCGACAUCACAGAAUUCACACUGGAGAGAAGCCUUAUGAAUGUAAAGAAUGUGGGAAAGCCUUUAGCAGUAGUUCAAACUUUACUCAGCAUCAGAGAAUUCACACCGGAGAGAAACCUUAUGAAUGUAAGGAAUGUGGCAAUGCCUUUAGUCAGAGUUCACAACUUAUUAAACAUCAAAGGAUCCACACAGGUGAGAAACCCUAUGAAUGUAAAGAAUGUGAAAAAGCUUUUCGUUCUGGAUCUGACCUUACUCGACAUCAGAGAAUUCAUACUGGUGAGAAACCCUAUGAAUGUAAGAUUUGUGGGAAAGCUUACUCUCAGAGUUCACAACUUAUUAGUCAUCAUAGAAUUCAUGCUGGUGAGAAAACCUGUGAAUACAAGGACUGUGGAAAGAACUUUAAUUAUAGUUCACAACUUAUUCAGCAUCAAAAUCUGUACUGGUGAUAAACCAGAAUGUACAAAAUGUGUGGGAAGGUUUUGAUUAUGGCUCAAAACUUUUUGACUGUCAGAGAAUUUAUCUUUCUGAUAACCGCCUCCAUACAUAAGAAUGUAGAAACAUUUUAUUUAUUAACUAUAGCUUAUUCAGUCGAAGAAAAAUCAUGCUGGAGAUAUAGAAUAUAUUUUGGAAGUUUUUUAAUAAAAAUUCAUUUUUCAUUUGAAUUCAGAUUAUUCAGUCUAGUAAAUAUUGAAAAAAAAACACUUGACCUUUCUGAUAUUCUUAUACAUCAUAGAAUUCAUGCACUUAUAUAAUCCUGUGAUUUUCAUUUUCUUUUUUCCUUUAUUUCUAUAAUUCUUACAUUAUUGAUAUUUUAAUCUAUCUUAAAUUUAUGACUAUAAAGAUGUUUUUACAUCAUGUUUUGUAAACUGCCUUUAUUUUUAAAAAUAUCUCUAAUAACUGAGAGAAGUGACCUUUUUAUUUUUGAAGAUGACUUUUUAAAAAAAUGGUAUUGGGGAUUAAACCCAGGGCACUCUACCACUAAACUACAUCCCCAUCCACUUUUUAUUUUUGUUUUGAGACAGGAUGUCACUAAAUGGCUGAGGCUGACUUUGAACUUGAGACCCUUCUGCCUUAGUCUCCUGAGUUGUUGGAGAUUUAUAGGUGUAUACCACCAUGCCUAAGUGGCUUGUUCCUUUUAGCUCUUAUAAAAUUAAGGAUUUCUUUUAGUAAAAAUAUUCAUAAAAGACAUUCCACUCAAUAAGUAGGGAUUUUUAAACACUUUCCUGAUGUUUCCUUGUGCUACUAUGAUCUCUUAUUAAAUCCCUACUAAUGGACAUUGUACUUUCCUCCAUCUAUUUUGCCAUGAUAAAUGCAAAAAUGCAUGUCCCUCGGAAAUUCUGUCUAGGCAUAUUUGUACUAUGUGUUUUAUUUUAAUGUAGAAAUAAGUCAUGAAUAUUUUUGCUUAUUAAAAAUUUUACAAACAUUACAAAUAAGGAAAACAUAUCCACUGACUGCCAUCCUUCUAUUCAUUCCCCUUUCCAAAAAAUAGUCAUUAUCAGUUUGUUACUUGCCCUUGAUACUGUUUCUGUUUGAGAGUCAAGAUGUCACUGUUGCCCAGACUGGGCUUAAACUCUGGACUCAAGUGACUCUUGCUUCAGUUUUCCAAGUGGCUGUGACUACAGAUGUGUGCCACCAUGCCAGCCUUGUUUUUGUUGUUGUUGUUGUUGUUGUUUUGUUUAUUUGUUUUUUGUAGAUUGGACACAAUACCUUUGUUUAAUUUAUUCAUUUUUAUGUGGUGCUGAGGAUCGAACCCAGUGCUUCACACAUGCCAGGCAAGUGCUCUACCACUGAGACACAACCCCAGCCCCCCCCCAGCCCUGUUUUUAUAGAUGUAUUUCUCAGUGGAAAUUAUAAAAUGGAGAUAUUUAUAAUACCUACCUCAUAAUACUUUGCGAGGAUUAAAUGAGUUGAGACAUGGUGCUUAAAAUUGUGCCUGCCAUGUAAUAAAUACAUAUUUGCUGUAUGUUAA